AUGCCGAGGACUCAGCGUGCAGACAUCCGAGGACUGGAAAGCCUGACUGAUGAGUUUAUUCUCGAAAUCGGCCCCAACACAGAUCGUUCGCGCAAGCGCCUGGAGGUUUUCCGGUAUCUUCGCGGUCUCAUUCUGGAGACCUUUCGGGAGUGGAGAGUGCGACAGUGCGAGGCUUCGCGGAGCGCGUCCGCUUCCUUUUCGUCUGGCGGUCGACUCGAGGUCAACGACGAGCCGAGCCGGCCGGCAAGAGGAAGCGGGGCAGAGGAAGGCACUCGAGCAGAGGAAGGCACUCGAGCAGAGGCGGCAAAGACCGGGGGAGGCGAAGAGGAGGAGACAGCAGGCGCGCGCGUUCCGGGGCAGUCCCGGAGGGCCUCGGCCUCUGCGCCUGGCGACGCAUGCAGUUGUCCCUGUUGUGCCCGACAUGACAGGAAAGGAGGCGUUCCGGAAACGGCGUUUUGCCCAGUGUGCGGGCGCCGAAGACGCGACGGUGAAGUGGAGAAGGGCCGGGAGGAGAAGGGAGAAGAAAGAGACGCGUCGGAAGUCGGCACAGGUUCGGACGAGGGAGAACUGACGGAAGGAGAAGGCGAGAAAGGCAAAUCACCGGAGUGGUGCGUUUGUGAGGAGAGAGGGUCUGGAGGCAGCGCGUCGGCCUCUCAGAACAGUGGCGAGACGUCGGGCGGCGCGUCUCCCUGCGAGUGUCUGUGUUGUCGAGUUCGAAGAAGAGCGGAGGAGACAGACCGAGACUGUCGAGAACGCGAACAGAGACGCGGCACCUGCGAGGCUACUUCAGACCAUAUCGCGUCUCCAGAAAGCCCCAAGCUGCGAGAAAGAGAGAGGCGAGCGGAAUCCGCAACGGAGGCGCUCUGUGAGUCGGCCUGGCCCGAGCCCGGUCAGAGGGACUCCCCUCGACACUCCGACGGAGAUAGUCCGCGACGGCGAGAAGCCGCGCCUCUCGCAGAGUGCUCCCCUUCCGUCGCGUCUGUUGUCUCGUCUUCUGAAGCCUCUUUUUCCUCUUCUUCGUUGUCUCCUGAAGGUCGGCAGGCUUCGUCUGGGUCCUGCGCGGACGAGGACGAGAUCACCAUUGCGGUGUAUCGAUACGGCUCGUUUCCUUUGCGGACGUUUCUGCCCGACGGGGACCUGGACAUCGGCGUCAUUUCGUUCAAUCGGCGGACGGGGGUGCUGGAAGGCGAGGAGGAGAGCGACGCGUUGCUAGCGGUGUUGCUCGAGAAGUUCCAGCGUGCAGAGGUGAAGUCGCACAAGACGUUUCCUCUGCGCGAGGCUUCUCUCGUGGACGCCGAAGUACGCAUCCUGAAGUGUAUCGUGAGCGGCAUUGCCGUAGACGUAUCGGUGAACAAGGUCGGAGGGUGUUGUUCGCUGGUCUUCCUCGAGCUAGCUGACAGACGGAUCGGACGGAACCAUCUGUUCAAGCGUUCCGUGCUCCUCAUCAAGUCAUGGUUCGCGUACGAAUCGCAUCUGCUCGGGAGCCGUUCGGGGCUGCUCGCCACCUACUGUGUCGAAGCGCUCGUCCUCCACUUGUUCCACGUCUUCCCUGCGGCGCUCCUGCCGACGCCCCUGCAUCUCCUCUACCAGUUCUUCUCCUACUACUCCUCUUUCCACUGGGACCGCUACGCGGUCACUGCCUGCGGCGCCCUCCCGCUGACGUUCAUCACGCGAACUUCGUCCGUGCAGGAUCGCCGCGGCGGCUCCGCCCCGCUGCCCUCCCGGCGCAAUUGCGGAGGCACCCUUGCUUCUGGCCCAGACGCAGUGUCGCCUUCGGCGGCGCCCCUGCAGGCCCCCCAGUUGUUCCCUGCACCCUCCAUGUUCGACGGCCUGCUGGACUCGAAGGCCAACGCGCCGACGCCGCCUCUCUCGCCUGCGUCCGCCGCCUCAAACGCGCGUCCCAGGGCCGACGAACACCCGCCGGCGAAGCCGGGUCUCGCGCCGCACUGCCGCCGCGGCGAGCCCACAGCGGUCGCGACCCAGGCGCCGGAUGGUGGCCGCUUCAUGGGCGAGCACUGGGUGGGGGUCGAGUACGAGGGCCGCGAGGCCCCCUGGCUGCUGGCGAGGCGACAGAGGAAAGAUGAGAAUGGCUGGGCGCCGGGAGUGGACGACGACCCUCAGCUCGAACGCGCAGCAGUCCUCAUGCUGCUGAUGCAGCAGCAACGCGGCACCGUUCCGCAUCAUGCCGCCCUCACGCUCCCGAGGAGUCACGCGGGGGACAUCGGCCUUCCCCUCGCCCCGCCUGCGGGUCGGGCCGCCUCCGAAGUCUUGCAGGCCCAGGGACCCUCCACCAACAUGGCUCGGAUGAUGGAAAGCGUCGAAUUCGUCGAGGAAUGCAGAUACAGGUUCCGACACUCCUACGGCGCGUACGGGGCUGCGACGACGCAACGGGGGUCGGGCGCGCGUGGCGUUCCAGGCUUCUCCGUCGGGGCAAGUGGGUCCGGCGGCGCUGGGGCGAGCUCUGUCGGAGGGGGAAGCAGCGCGUCGACGCCUUCGCACGCUUCGGCUCUGUCGUCUUCCUUUUCGAAUCGAAGAGUUCCGCCUCCUGGGUCGGCCGGGGCGCCUGCGGGCAGCCACGCCUCGAGUGUGUCUGCGGGCGUGGGGGGAGCCUCAGGCUGGCGGAAGAGUCCUUUUCUGUUUCGAAGUAUGAACGUCGUAGACCCGCUGCACAACGGCAACAACCUCGCCCGCAGCGUGAGCGAGACCGCCUUCUACCGCCUUCUGCAUGCGAUGAAAAAGGGCCUGCAGGCCCUGACGCAAGUCCUCGCGUCCGGCGACGCGGCGCGGUUCCGUCGGCUGUUUCUGCCCAACUCGUACCAGCUGUUGGACCGGAUAAAGUCGCCCGAUGUCGCGUACCCUGUGCUGCGGCCUCUGAUCACCUUCCCACUGGUUUCGCCUUCCCGCGGAAGGCCCGCGCUGGGUGUAUCCCUGCCCCGGCUGCCGCUCGACUCGGCGCGCUCCGACCUUCAUCACCCUGGCCAAGCGCCGUUCGCGUCCUUGCCGUCGCUCCCCAAGCAUGCUGGCGCCUCUCCAGGGGGCCGCGGCGCGGACUCGGAAAAGCGGAAGCGAGACCAUGUGCAGCAGUUCGUCUGCGCCUCUGCCCCGGCGUCGACGCACCCACCCUCCGUCGGUGCGUCCGCAGGCUCCGACUGUCUGUGCCGCUGCUACGGCCACGGGGCCGACAUUAUGCCGGCCUCGUCCUCCGACGCAGACUCAGACUCCCGCGGCAACGUCAAGCAAGGCACCAGCAGAAGGCGGCGCUCCCUCCGUCGCUUCUCGCCCUCGCGUGGUGUCGCCCCCGCGAUGUCUGAGGGCCCCCCGAGUCGCAGGUCGCCUCACCUCGCCUCUGCUGCGGCGGCGCCCGCACUGGCGGCAGACGCGGCCCCGGAGAAGCCCAGUGGCGCGCGCGGCAAGAGCGAGGUGGAGGAGGUGGAGGAGGGGAGCGACAGCGGAGACAAGGUGCAAAACCGCAAGGAGGCGCCACCGCGGAAAGGAGGACAGCACGCGGACGCGUCAACUCCUCGCGACGGUGAAGCCACAGAGCACCGCUCUCUCCGCGGAAACCGAGACCAGGGAGCACAGACGGCGCGCAUGCAGGAGGGCAGAAGUAAUUCCGGAAAUUCGUCGAGUCGGAGGGGAAGUGAAGAGGCGGCGAGACGACCAAGCACAGCGUCGCCCGCGUUGAAAUAUUCCGAACCUGAAGUUGUUGACCAACGACGAAAUCGACGCAGUUCUUCUUUGGGCUCUGCGGGCGUGACCCAGCCGGAGAGUGCAUGCCAUGAGACGUGCAGCGGAGAGGCCGAGAAAGGCGGGGCGGUGACAGCGAGCAAGAGGGAUGACGCUUCGCCUCUUGUUUCAGCGCUGGCUCCGGAGCAAGAAGAGCAAGACGUCGAUUCGGAGACGUCGCAUGCAUGUUCGACAGCGUCGUCGAGGAAAGACAGGACGCGAGGCGAGGAAGGCGAUGACGGCGCGGCGUCGAGCUCCGAUGACGACUGGCAGAGCGACAGCGGGCUGUACGACGCUCUUCUCGAGGAGGAGAAGCUGUCGGAUCCCCUGACUCUCGGGGACCUUGAGGCCGCGAGUCUCCUUGAUCUCUGUCAGCUUCUGCGUCAGCCGAAUUCGCUGCCUUCACAUUUGGUCCAGUCCGCCUCGUCGCCCUCGGCCUUCUCUGUCUCCGACGCCGCUCAGGCGGGCAAGAAGGCGGACCUGGGCCUGGAAGCCGCCGGGACCUCUGAAGAGCGGGCUGUUCGGGGCGACGACGUUUUGGGCGACAUCUGUGGCCUGGGAGUCGACGUGUGGCGACGGCGCCUAGAAGAGAUCGCCGACUUCUUGAACGGAGUCACUUCGCCCGGCCACAGGCGACCGGACGACGACGGCGAAGACGCGAGGACAGCGCCGCAGCGGAGACUCACCCGCGAAGCGCCCUCGCAGGGCGACGACGGCGCGGUAGCCAGUGAAGUAGAGGCCUCCACGCCCGACGCCGAAGAAGCAGCGAAACGCGUACGUGACGCAUCAGCAUUGACAACUGAUGCGGCCGCGGGGCACCCGGAUGGGUCUUCGAGCUUGUGUAAAGUUGCCGAGUCAGGUGGAAGAACGAGCCCUGAGAGAGAAGGCAGUGCCGGCGCUCGAGAAGGCGACAGUUCGCCAGAGGGAAGCGGAGACAGCCUCGAGAGCCACGAACGGAAAGGACGACGGCGUCGCAGAGGAAGCACGAGCAGUGAACUUUCUCUGCAUCGAACGUAUGCCCAGUCUUCCCAAGAGUCUUCGCCUGUGUGUGCCGGGGCGCCAAAUCGACCACACCCCCGCCUUCAUCUUCUGCUGCCUCUCUCGUCGCCACGCGUCUAUCCUUUUGGCCCCCAUUCGGCUUCUUCGCCUCCGUCACUCGGCUCGGCUCGGACGCACUCGGCUCCCGGCGCCGACGCCGCCCACGUAGGUUCGCGACCCUCGCUCCCCCAGGCGGAGUUCUGCAGUCUCACGGGUGUGCCAGUGGGUCCCGGCGGAGCCUCUGGGGACCCUGCAGGCUCGGGGAGUGGCGGCGGCGCCUCCGCGACUCCGGCCGGGCUUCCUUCGCGGCAUGCGAGUGCACCAGGGACCUGUCCCGCCUCUGUUCUCGGGGGCCAAGGCGUCGUGGUUCUCAAUCCGGCAGGGCCUGCUGGGGGCUCGUCGUCGAAUCCGUUUGGCUGUUCGUCGUCGCGCAGCGGUGCGGGACCCGCGGCCGCGGGCUAUGCGUCGAGCGGCGGGCCGUACGGCGCCUCGCACUUCCUCGGUUCGCGGCGUGCUGCGCAGACUGGAACCUUCGUCUACAGCGGAGCUGGUCUGACCUUGUCGGGGACUGCUCUCGGAGACUCCGCCGCGCCUGCAGCCGGCAACCUAGGUCCCGGAAGCUCGGGGCACUUUCGCCAGGCGCCCUUCGCCCAGCGCGCGCCACACGGCGCCCACUCGCUCGCCUCGGGGCCUGCGGGGCGGCCGCGCCGGCGCAGCAUGAGCGGCGCGCUGCAGAGCGCAGUGGGCGAAGAGGCGGCUGCGGCGCGAGGCUCUCACACGGGCCGGAACUCGAUGAACGCUCCACGCUGGAGCCUUGCGCAAGCGACAGGAAUGAUGGGAGCCCCUGGCUCAGGUUUCGCUGGGGUGCCACCAGCGCUCGCGCCUGGAGGGCGGAGCGAGAAAGGUGAGCCAGGGAGGCGCGAGGGCGGUGCGACGCCGAGGAAGUUCCUAUCCUCGCAGAGCCUGGGCAACUCGAAGCAGAGCCUUGCUUUUUCAGAGAAGGCCAGUUUCGUGGCGGAGAAAGGCCCUUCGCUGGCGAGUGCCGCACAGGUUGCUGGGCUGCGGCGCCGAAGCGGAGGGUCUCAGGAGGCCGCCGGACUCGGCGACUCGGGCGCAGACCCCAGUCCCGGAUUUUCCGUGGGAAGGUUUUCCUCGCGCUCCGACGGCUCCAGUGACGCAGGCUCCGAAACCGUGCCAGGUCCGGGGCCCCUCGCGCCUUUUUUCGCGUCUGCGGCUGAGGGAGACAGCAGGGCGAACGCGUGGCCUGCGAUGUCGCGCAGCGCCUCGGGCGAAGUCGGCGCAGCGUCGCGGUCCAGAGCCUCCUCAGUCCUCAGCAGCGAGAGAAGCACUGGCGCGGCUCCGGGGCCGCUCGGCAGGUCUUGGGCUUCCGUCGCGCAUGCAGCGGCGAGUCUGCCGAAUGCGGAUCUCCCUGGACAGUCCGCAGGGACGCUAGGACACCCUGCAGGCGGUCCGGGAUCGACUCCAGCCGGUGACGCCAAGUUCAAGAGGAGCAGCAGUCUUGCGGGGGCCGUGGGAGGCCCUGACCCUCCGAGGGAGAAAGCGAGUGGGACGGCGGCCUCCCGGGGCUCCGACACCCAGCCGCUCCCCGAUGCCUUCGCUCUCAGAGGCGGCAAGAUUCUUCCCAAUGCAGGCGAGGCGCCCUGCGCUGGCUCCGCGGGCUCGCCCCUCAGUGGGGAGGCCGGAGGAAGACCUCGAGAGACCGAAGACGGGAGAAGCUGGGACAGGGUGGAAGCAGACAAGAGCAGCGACAAGCGCGCGUCAGUGCAGGGCCUCGUCACGGGUCUUCGACAAGCUCCUGGGGCAGAUGUAGGUUUUCAGUCUGCGUCGUCCGGGGCGCAUAACUGGACAGACGCGGGCUGGGCCUCUCGGAACGAGGGGGCCUCCGGCGCACGCCCCAAGGAUGGCACGCCGAGCGCGGAGGUGUCUCCGAGGAGUGGCAGAACCCAGCAAGCUCGGGAGACAACUUGGAGCAGCUUCUGCAGGUCUGGGGACUCGCCCGCGCGUCAGGGCGACGCAGGAACCUCUGGGGGUCGGGGCGGCGACCACGACGCGGCCCCGGGCCCUCCGCGGUCGCAGUCGGUGCCUUCGCAUGCGCCCGGCGCCCCCAAUGCAGACGACGGAGAUCCCGGAGCAGAGGCUUCCGCAGCGCGCGCGCCCAAGGCGAUCGGAAUGUCGGGGGCGGGAGAACGACAGAGCGGGGUAGCGGGCGGUCCUCAGAAGGCUGCACCGUCGAAGCGCGCAGUGCGCGCACACAGUGACGGCGGGGGCGGUGCGUGGCACUGCGCGCAGGGUGAUGGCGCACCCAGCCAGGGUGUCUCGGGGCGGUUCGAGUCUCCAGUCCUCGAUUUCAGCCCGGACGACACUGUCUCCUGGCCGUCUCUCCCGUGUCGCAGCAGCGGGCCUCUGCCUUCGGAGACCGGCUCGAGCGCGUUGUCUCUGCCGCUCGGCAAGGGCUGGCGCAGCAGCCAUGGAGACGCAGAGCCGCCGGAGACUCCCGCGGGCCAGGCAGGCAGCGAAAGAGACGGUGAACGACCACAGAAACCGGCGGCCUGGGUCGUUCCUGUGCAGCUGCCUUCGCCUCUCCACACGACUCAGAUUUCAUCCUGCGCAUGGGGCUUUGAGCCGGCAGGAGUGCCUGCGUCUCCAUCCCAGCUGGGGCGAAGUGAGGAGGGACAGAAGGACCCGGCGUCUGGCCAGGAAGUGGGGACUCCGCACGAGGGGCCUCGGCAGAGGCCCUGCGAGGGUGCAGAGUCGGUCGAGGAAACGAGGGGGGGCACAGACGCAAAGGGCGAGCCGGAGGAAGCGUAUCGCAUGAGGACUGCCUACGCGCUGGCGCGCGGCCCCCCUGCCGAAGGAGGCGCUCGGCGCCAGAGCAGAGACGAAGAGGAAGUGCGUCGACGGGAAGACCCAGAGGAAGGAGCGCUCCGAAAAGAGGCCGAGCUCGGGAGCCCAGGCUCUGGAGAGGCGACUUCGAAUACGAGUUCCUGGACUCAAGAUAGCGGCCUUCUCAGGGAGGGGGUGAACAAGCUGUCGACAGGCCUUCCUUCGCCAGGGAUCGACGACUCAGUCGCUCCAGUGAUUCUGCCGUCCCGAUUCUCCGCGGGCCUCGCCGCCCCUGCGCCCGUCACCAUCGGCGCGGCCACUGCCCUCCACGCAGCGCCUUCGUUCGCCGCAGUCGCGGCCGGUGCGUCGACGACGGGUUGGUCCAGGAAGCAGUGGAGCCCAACUAGCGCGGUCGCUGCUCGGAGCAGCACGACUGUAACGCCUGUCUCUGAGGUGGAAAAAAGUGCGGCCAAGGCCAAGCACCCUGUCUCUGGAAGCAGUGGGAGAAAGUCGGCGGGCGACCGCGAGGCGCGUUGCGAGACAGGGAAGAACCCCUCAGGAGGUCGGGAGGAAGGAGACAGAUGCGGAUUCGCCGGCCGCGGAGAAAAGACGAACGCGCCUCACGGACUCGAGGUCGGAGGCACCGAAACGUCGCCUGCGACCUCAUGUGCAGGCCCAGCCGCGGGCGCGAGUGAGACAGCAGGUCUCAGGUGCGCGUCGCGGUCGUCGCUCGAAAGCUCCUGGCUUGCCUCCGAUGUCUCAUUCCCCUUCCCCACAUCUCCAUUUUCUGCAGCUGCAUCGCGAAACUCAGCAGGCUCUGCCGAACAAGCCCCGCCCCGAAACUGGGCAUCCAUCGUUAUCAGGACUCCCCCGAAAACGACCGCGGCCGCAGGGGCCCUCGGUGCGCUGGGCAAAGACGCUUCUCCCUCCUCCGGGUCAGCUUCGGCUGUCCCCAUCACCCAAAUGAGCAAAGGAGAGAGGGAAGCUGCAGGUCACUCCAAGCGGAGGCACUGCGACGACACGACCUUGGGCUCCAAGCCGCGGUCGGAGGUCGUUUCUCUCUGUGACCCCGGGAGUCAAGCGGCCGUCGCCUCUUCAGCGCCGAAGAGACCCGCUGAGGCGUGUGUCUCCUCUCCGUCUCACCAGGCCGCGGCCCCGUCGGAGCCUUCACACAUGACAGAAAAAAAAAGCGGGAAGGAAGGCCAGAGAGAAAGAGACGAGGACGCCGAGACGGGCGAGAAGCAGCAGGCCAAUCCGACACUGUUUGGGACAUUCAAGGAGGUGCACGAGCAGCCUUCCAAGCCUCUAUUGCUUCUUUUUCCGGAGACACUGCGAAAGUCGCUUUCAGGCUCCGGGGACUCGGCGCGCGACGAGGAGACGGCGCCCCAAGCGUCUCACGAUGAGGCGACGGCGCCCCCAACGUCUCACAAUGAGGUGACGGUGCCCCCAGCGUCUGACGAUGAGGAGACACCGCACCGAGCGUCUCACAAUGAAGAGCCCGCGCCUCUUGCGUCUUCGCCGCAACGGCCCUCGCGUCGCCCGUCUGUGAGUGAAGCCUUAGAGUCGCGGAAGGACCAGACAAAGGACGUACGCGACACCCCGAGUUCUGCGCUUCACCGAGGGUCCCGCGGUGACAUGGAGCCGAAAGGCGAGGACCGUCUCCCGAGAGGUAACUGCUUCCAGUCUUCGUCUUCGCUGACGUUUCGCGCCUCGGCUCGCAGAGACGAAGAAAAAGAACGAGGGAGCUGGCGCGGGAAGAACCCCCACGAAGAACGCGGCGUCCAGGAGAGGCCUCCGGGUGUCGCCUCGCCGACGGAGCGCGAGGCGCGGAGAUUCGGCGACGGCGAAAGCGAGGGAGCAGGCACCACGUCCGGGGACGCCGCUGGCGUCGGAGAGCCCGGAGGCGUUUUGCAGUGUGCAACUCCGAAAACAGACCGCGGCGUCGACUGGGGGCGAGGGGACGACUACGAGGCGCCCCAGGCCUUCUCGCGGAAGGCUUUCUUCUCCUCAAAGGCCCGGGACGUCGAGGAGGACGUGAACUGGCGCAGUACGCCCGCGACGCCUGCCAGUCCAUGGGGAGCCGCGGCGGGUGGCGCCGGCGACAAACGCCUGCAUGGAUUCGACCCGAGCCCUACGGCGGCUCCAGGCGCCUUGGGCUUUGAAGAGACAGGGACGCCGAAGCGCGGCGAGGACAGCCGCCGGAGCGACUCGCGCCGCAACCCCACCUGCGUGAGUCUCCUCUCGCAUGGCAACAGCAGGCGGUCGAGUGCCGCUGCAGGGGGCCUGCGCGGCCGAGGCGCAGAAGGCCACGCAGACGAAAGUGGAAAGAAGGAGACUGGACAAACCGACGCCGCGUCGCCUGGGGCUCAACAGGGCCGCCUCGUGCGCGGGGCCUGGACGCGAGAGGCGCUGCUGCAGCGGCCCGAAGUGCUCUCGGCGAUGACUCCCGAAGAAAGGCAGCUGGAACUCGAACAAAGCAGACAGCAGUUCGCGGAGCUUCAAGAGAGCCUCAUGUGGAAAACUGCCACAAGCAAGCGGGACAAGAAGAAGGCCUCCGCGACAAACAGGCGCGUCGAAAGACAACUCGCUUCCCUCGAGUGUCUCAUCGGGAUUCUUUCUUCAAUGGACUCUCCCGCGGCCGACGUUUCGGGGAAGGCCAGCGAUGUUCCGGCGGCGAAGCCGACGCGCCCUUCAUCUCACUGA
Messenger RNA from Toxoplasma gondii ME49, 10311 nucleotides. RefSeq lists its product as hypothetical. Bases 1 to 10311 code for a protein of 3436 amino acids. The record is from RefSeq and is a predicted model, not a curated record. The transcript has 5 exons. NCBI's taxonomy places the organism in Eukaryota, Apicomplexa, Conoidasida, Eucoccidiorida, Sarcocystidae.